AUAGUGAAGACAACUUUCCAAACGCUUACGCUUUUGAUUUCGCUUCCUCCCCCUUUUCAAAUGGUGCAGUCAUAUGCUUCUGCUAUGUUCAGAGUAUUGAAAGCGGACGAUUACAGCCCAGCGGCACAGCAGCAAAAUAUUCUCGCCUUGGGGAAAGGCUCCUCACUAUUUCCGACGGACAAUCAUAGCUCAAAGGAUGGACGUGAAACUAGAGGAAGUGGUAGAGAGAGUGGCCAGGAUCGUGUCAAGCGACCCAUGAACGCUUUCAUUGUGUGGUCUCGUGAUCAAAGGAGAAAAGUGGCUCUAGAGAACCCUCAAAUGCAAAACUCAGAGAUCAGCAAGUGGCUGGGAUGCAAGUGGAAAAUGCUUACAGAAGCCGAAAAGCGCCCAUUCUUCGAGGAGGCACAGAGGCUACAGGCGGUGCACCGAGAUAAAUACCCGGGCUAUAAAUACCGACCUCGUCGCAAGGGAGAGAGGGCACAGAAUUUGCUUCCGGCAGAGGCGGCAGUACUAUGCAGCCAAGUGCGCGUAGAGGAGAGGAUGUAUCCCUUCACAUACACAGUCGCCAAGGCCAAGUGCUCAGGAACAGAAAGCCAGUUAAGUCACUCACAGCCCAUGAACAUAACCAGCUCACUUCUGCAACAGGAGGAUCGCUGCAACUGGACAGGCCUGUGCCACAGUAGGGUAACAUCCACCCGGCAGAUCCGCGCCGACUUGCCUUUUCACCGUGGUUUACAGCCGGGACUUUCUCACAUUUAUUUUCCAUAUUGAUUUCCUUUACUGUCGCGAACAGAGGGCCUAUUCAUCUCAGUUUUACUGUUAUUUCACCUGUGACUUAGUUUCAGAUUAAGGCAGAUUAACAUGUUUGACCUAUAAAGAAUUAGGGCAUGCCAAUAUGACUCAACCUGUCUUUACGACUGCUUAAAAGAGCACUACCUUAAUAAGAAAGUAUCUUAACACACAAACUGCUUGAUUUCGAAAACCAUCUGUUUUUCCUUCUAAUAGAACAAUUUUUUUAUACCUAAUUUUAGUUGUUCCCGUGAUUAGCCAUUAAGUACGUAACAGUAUAUAUUAGUAUUCUGAUAAUCCUUAGCAUAGCUGAUAGAAUUCUCUUUAUUCUCACUGUCAAAACUGUAGUGCUGGGGAGC
Molecule: messenger RNA, 1148 nt
Organism: Sus scrofa (pig)
Lineage: Eukaryota; Metazoa; Chordata; Mammalia; Artiodactyla; Suidae
Product: sex-determining region Y protein
Biological process (GO): cell differentiation; positive regulation of transcription by RNA polymerase II; male sex determination
Cellular component (GO): nucleus
Molecular function (GO): RNA polymerase II cis-regulatory region sequence-specific DNA binding; DNA-binding transcription activator activity, RNA polymerase II-specific
Source: RefSeq, a predicted model, not a curated record